AUGGUCGUCUGCAAUUUCUUCCUACAAGGCCGGUGCAGAUUCGGGGAACGCUGCAAAAAUGAGCAUCCGGGCCAAGCUACAAUGGGCACGUCUGGAAGCCGUUUUGGGGCUCUCGCUGGCGGAGGAGGUUUCGGAGGCCGCACGGGACCACAGGCUCAACAAGCGCAAAAUUACAGCGUAAAUGCGGAUGAUAUCAAAACCGACUUGACCGCUGGCAAAGGACGACCAGAAUGGAUUUUCUCAUGCUAUGGUCCUGGACGGAACGCUCCAAGGCAGCUCUUUGGAGGUCCCCAGCGCGAACAGAGUUUCGAAGAACUACGACUACGACAUUACGAAGCAGCAGCAACAGGAAACGCCGAGCAAGCGGUACAAGAAGCUCAGAUGCUCUAUGCAGAAUCAGUGAACCAGAUGGAAACCGCCCUACGUGAUAUCAGCGGAGCUAUCAAAUACGUCCUGGAUGGGGCCAACGAACAUCCGAACCGUAUCGAUAUUACAGAGGGAAAGACUGGUCCUAUUCCUGGUCCUGGUCCUGGUCCUUUCCCUCAGCCAUCAGCAAUUGGAACCUCGCCCUUUGGCCAGCCUUCCGGGUUUGGCCAGGCAGGCCAGGCAGCAUUUGGAAAACCGUCCGGGUUUGGUCAGCCUUCAGCAUUUGGGCAACCUUCUGCACCUGCGCAGCCCUCUAGUUUCGGGCAACCGAGCGCCCUGGGAACAGGUUCAGCAUUUGGACAGCCAUCAGGUCUGGGAGGAGGAUCUGCCUUUGGUAAGUCAGCGUUCGGACAGCCCAGCUUUGGCCAGCCAUCCACCAGUCAGCCGUCCGCUGUUCAACCGUCCUCAUUUGACCAGCCGGCAUUCGGGCAACCCUCGUUCGGUCAGCCGUCCGCACCGGGAGCAGGCCCGUUUGGGAAACCUACUACUGCAUCGCCGUUUGCACAGAUAUCGGGCCAGGCUCAACAAACAGGUGGUUUUGGUCAACCAUCCGGCCAGACUGCUUCUCCAUUCGCGCAAAUAGCUCAACAACAACAAUCAUCACAACCCGCUCCAACAGGGUUUGGCCAACCAUCCACAGCCGGUUUCGGUCAGCCCUCACAAACAGCGUCACCAGUUGGCCAACCAGCAGCCCCAUUCAGUCAGCCAACACAAAGCCCUUUUGGGGCCGUUGCUCAGCGACCUCAACAACCCACGCCCUCACCAUUCGGUCAGCCCGCCGGCGGCGGAUUUGGCCAACCUGCUGGUGCACCUACAGGAUUCGGACAACCAGCCCAAGCCCCAGUCCAGGCUCCAGUUCCAUCACAGCCAACAGGAGCAGGGCCACCACCAGUUAUCAAGGUCGACGACUCCAAAGAACUCAACCCCAUCCCCCCUCUAAACGGCCAGACCAUUCGAAAUUCUAUCACGCAGAAACCCACGACGUGGAAGGGUCAGCCUGUGAAAGAAAUCGACGAUGCACUAUGUUAUUUGCAUCCUCAGGAUCGGCAGACUUGGGUUCGUAUCUUCUUCCCCAAUGGGCCGCCGGAACAGGCUAGUCUUCGAGAUGCGCAAGGGAAACCGGAAGAGUAUACACCGGAGGUGACGGAGCAGUAUCAGUUCUUUUUGCAAAAUGGGUAUUUCAAGGAUGGCGUUAUUCCAAGUGUGCCGCCCAAGACGGAGUGGGUGAGCUUUGAUUUCUGA
Molecule: messenger RNA, 1668 nt
Organism: Aspergillus chevalieri
Lineage: Eukaryota; Fungi; Ascomycota; Eurotiomycetes; Eurotiales; Aspergillaceae
Product: FG-nucleoporin nup42
Exons: 4
Coding region: 1-1668 (555 amino acids)
Molecular function (GO): metal ion binding
Source: RefSeq, a predicted model, not a curated record